GUGCGUGCCUAUGGUCCAGGUCUUCAGGGAGGCAUUGUGGGUAAACCCGCCCCCUUUGCCAUUGACACAAAGGGAGCGGGCACCGGUGGUUUGGGCCUGACGGUGGAGGGGCCAUGUGAAGCAAAGAUCGAAUGUCAGGAUAAUGGUGAUGGCUCCUGCUCGGUCUCCUACCUGCCCACCGAGCCCGGUGAGUACGCCAUAAACAUCCUGUUCGCUGACCAGCACAUCCCCGGCUCCCCCUUCAAGGCCAUGGUCCAGUCCGCGUUCGACCCCAGCAAGGUGACGGCGAGCGGCCCCGGCCUGGAGCGAGGCAAAGUCAACGAGGAUGGAUCGUUCACGGUGGACUGCUCCAAAGCCGGAGAGGCGAAGCUCACCAUUGAGAUUAUCUCAGACUCUGGAGCCAAAGCUGAAGUUCACGUCCAGAACAACAGCGACGGGACGUACUCCAUCACCUACAUCCCACAGUUCCAGGGCAUGUACACCAUCACCAUCAAAUAUGGAGGACACGCCGUGCCCAAGUUCCCUGUCCGCCUGCAGGUGGAACCGGCUGUCGACACCAGCGGAGUCAAGGUCUACGGACCUGGAGUCGAACCCAGAGGCGUCCUGAGGGAAGUGACCACACAUUUCAUCGUCGAUGCUCGGUCUCUCUACAAAAGCGGCAGCCAAAUCAAAACCUGCAUUUCCAACCCGUUAGGCGGCAACACAGAUGCCUACAUCACAGACAAGGGCGACGGGACGUACAGGGUGGAGUACACGCCCUAUGAGGACGGUUUACAUCUGAUUGAGGUUCUGUUUGACGACGUCUCUCUGCCGAAGAGUCCGUUCAGAGUGACGGUGACGGAGGGUUGUGAUCCCAGUCGAGUGCGAGCAUACGGUCCAGGUCUGGAGGAAGGACUGGUCAACAAACCGAACCGUUUCACUGUAGAGACCAGGGGAGCCGGCACCGGGGGUCUGGGUUUGGCCAUUGAAGGACCGUCUGAGGCAAAGAUGUCGUGUAAAGACAACAAAGACGGCAGCUGCAGCGUGGAGUACAUCCCCUUCACUCCAGGAGAGUAUGACGUCAACAUCACGUUCGGGGGUCUCCCUAUCCCAGGAAGUCCUUUCAGGGUCCCGGUGCGAGAGCUGGUGGAUCCCAGUAAGGUGAGAUGUUCAGGUCCUGGACUGGGAAGUGGAGUCAGAGCUCACGUCCCUCAGACGUUCUCUGUCGACAGCAGCAAGGCUGGCAUUGCUCCGCUGGAGGUUCAGCUCUACGGUCCGACAGGUGUGACCGAACCCAUCAGCAUCAGCGACAACGGUGAUGGAACUCACACGGUGAACUACACUCCUGCCAACGAUGGCCCGUACACGGUGUGUGUAAAGUACGCUGACCAGGAGGUUCCUCGCAGUCCAUUCAAGAUCAAGACUUUACCGGCUCACGAUGCCAGUAAAGUUCGAGCCAGCGGUCCCGGCCUGGACGCAUCCGGGGUCCCAGCAAGUCUGCCGGUGGAGUUCACCAUCGAUGCUCGGGACGCUGGAGAGGGACUGCUCACCGUCCAGAUCCUGGGUCCGGAUGGAAGCAGGCGAGAGGCCUCUGUGUUUGUGGAGGACUGGGCCCGGAGGGUGUGGGAGACUCAUAUAGUAAAGAAAACCAUCCCCUUCAGUAUUCUGAGGAGAGGCUGU
Molecule: messenger RNA, 1659 nt
Organism: Paralichthys olivaceus (Japanese flounder)
Lineage: Eukaryota; Metazoa; Chordata; Actinopteri; Pleuronectiformes; Paralichthyidae
Source: RefSeq, a predicted model, not a curated record